This is a messenger RNA of Mus musculus (house mouse), 16287 nucleotides long. It is a transcript of the gene Usp3, whose product is annotated as ubiquitin specific peptidase 3. The record is from RefSeq and is a predicted model, not a curated record. The transcript is spliced from 15 exons. Gene Ontology annotation, molecular function: histone binding; histone H2A deubiquitinase activity; cysteine-type deubiquitinase activity. Gene Ontology annotation, cellular component: chromatin; cytoplasm; nucleoplasm. The coding region runs from base 12797 to 14104 and encodes 435 amino acids. Gene Ontology annotation, biological process: protein deubiquitination; DNA repair-dependent chromatin remodeling; DNA repair. Lineage: Eukaryota; Metazoa; Chordata; Mammalia; Rodentia; Muridae.
UUGUUUUUUUUUGUUUUGCCUUUCGAAGAUUGUUCCGAGGCAGUUUUUCGGGUUGGCAGGGAUUUCGUUGGGAAUUCCCGAGUGCGUGUAAGACACUUCGUAGGUUUAUGUUAUGCCUUCGAGUUGCUUAAGCGUUAACUCCUUCUGCUUCCUUGGAAGCCCCGGUGCCCUCUCAUUGUCUGCCGGGACUUAAGGUCGGACGGGCCACCCGGCUUUGAUUACUUCCUGGUAGGGCCCUGGUGCCGACGCUGGUCUUUGUUUAUGAGCUUUAAGAUUAUCACUGGCAGCUUGGGCUGUAGUGUAAAAUGUGAAUCGUGUGCAUCAGAAAUCAAGUUCAUCUGCAAGGCUGAAAAGACGGUGGGACGAUUCAGCAGAGUGGUCUUUCAGCCUGGGUUGGAUUGGAGCUAGGAAGGUAGUUUAGGGACUGCUUUAAUACUUUUGACGUACUACUUCUUCAAAGGGGAUUAUAUUCUUGAAGCAAAAUAUACGGGGUAACACAAGGAAAACUGUCCUCCAGGAUAAGGAAUAGAAAUAACUGCAGUUUUCUGGAGCUCCAAGACUUGGUGUCUUGCUUACCUUUGUAAAGUCAGGUGUCUUUCUUCUGUUCUGCAUGAAGCCUUUAAAGAUUAAUAAGUUAAUUGGUUUCACAGGACAGUAUUGCAGUUCCUUUGGUUUGUGAGACUGGGUUUCUAUGAUAGCCCAGGGUGACCUAGAAUUUAUAAUUUUCCUCUCUCAGCCCUUGGAGUGCUGGGAUUAUAGGCAUGUGCUACCCCUUCUGGGCCAGUAUUGCAGUUCUUUGUGGGAGUGCAGAACUUGUGUGAAUGGGUCUUACCUGUAAAUACAUCUUCAACAGUGAGUCUUGAGCUUGGAACAUAACACUACCAACAACAGGCCAGUCCAUGUGGUCUGUUAGUUCAUUAGCUGUAGCUGUGGGGCUAUAGUUGAAUUUUCUCAAGAGAGAUUUGUCACACACACACACACACACACACACACCCUCUCACUAGGAAAAGCUUACACCUCACAAGGAAUGGGGCACUUCUUGUUCAUCUGUAGUCAACUACAGGGAUUCCGAGAUGGGUGUAUCAAUACAAGCCUAAUUUUUUUUCUAUGUAAAAUUAUAUCAAACUUAGAAAUGGCUUCACUGUGCACAUGCAUCUAAAAAAAUUAUGCAAGUGGCAGGUAUCCUGUUGUGAGUCAGUCUUGCCUCCAUCAGUUAGGGAGUCCACUUUGGGGAAAAGAGACAGCAAAUGAAGCCCCUCUUGAGGAAUUCAGCACAUUAAAAUGGAGCAUAACUGGGAGACUUGUGCUGAAAACAAGAACAAAUUAGUAAUGGAAGGGUGAUUUCUUUACAACGUGCAGUAAAUGGUUGCCUCUGACCCUGUUUUGGAAGGAUGGGUCUAAUCACUUGCAUUUAUAGUACUAAUAAAGCUAGUUUCACAACUCAGUGGGUGUUUUUUUUUUUUUUUUUCUAUCUCAGGCUUAUUUCAUAAUGGCCUCCUAUUUUAACCUGUUGGCAUCCCUUCAUUGGUACAAUCAAAUAUUAUUGUAUAAAGCUUGAUCUUGUUCUUGCCUGUCUGUAGUUUCAGUAAUUAAAUGAUUGGUAAAUCUGUGAUCCCUUAACCAACUAACUCAUCAUCUUGGAGUGUUAUGUAUUCUGGCUUUUAUUUUUCUUCAACAAUCCUGUAUGUAUGUAGGUAGGUAUGUAUGUAUGUGUGUAUUAUUUUUGGUAGGAGAUUAAAAGGGUAGCCAGUGUGUUGAAGUAAUGCUCUGACUGGUAUUGAGUGUCAUACACUCUUACUGAGGAGGGAGAAAAUCCCUGUUUUGGCACCUAGACAAUAAAAGUAAUGCCCCUGCCUUAUUUUCAUUGGGAGUAUGCAAAUAUACCCCAGUGAAACAGCCAGGCAGAUUGCAAAAGACCAGCAGCACAGACUCUAGCAGGCACCACCUCUGUGGACCAGCACUCCCGAUUCCUUGAGUGUGAGUUUCAAUAUGUCAUCCGGAGAAAGAACAGUGCUUUGGAUUUACUCACAGGUCUCUGUUAGGAUGAGCAAGAUUGUGUGUGAAAGUCUGAGAAACUACUGCUUUCUUGUGUCUAAGUAAUUUAAUGGUAUCACAGACUAGUACAUUUUUAUAAAUAGGACUCUGAAAAUUAAAUGUCUAAGCCUAUUAAAUGGAGCUCAAACACAUUGACUAUAUGAUGAAUUGUUUUACAAGGAGAUACAGAACUCAGCAAGAUUAGGGGGUAAGAGUAAUGAUAUUUCAGAACUAACUAGAGCUACUUAGCUGUGGAGGGCAUUGUGUGUUAUGUAAUUGUAUGCUACAGAUUUCAUACAACUUCUAUUUGUAAAACCUCUUUAUAAUCUGAACAUUUUUCAGAAUCCUGGGUAUUUGUGUGACUUAUAUCUAUUAAUAUAUUAGAAGUUAAAACUAAAUAUUUACUGAUUUAAUUAUGAGUAACAAUAAUAAAUCUAAUACUUAUAAACAGAAAUAAUUUAUGUGAAAAAAUUUCAGAAUUGGUCUUGAACUCACAUUCACCUGCCUCAACUUCCUGAGUUCUGGGAUUAAAGGUGUUUGCCACCACCACCACCACCACCACAGUCAUGUUUUUUGUAAAGACAUCUGGAUUGUCACAUCUGCUUCUCAUUGCAGUCUCUUCAGAUAUCAAACUUCACAUAUUAUGUUGAAAACUCCAUUUUAUGCUCUUGAGAGAUCAAAAGGAAACAUUCAAGUAAACUAGAGCCAGUAGUAGUGGCAGAUGCCUUUAGUCUCAGCACUUGGGAGGCAGAGGCAAGCGAAUCUCUGGAAUUCUAGGCUGGUCUGGUCUACAGAGCAAGUUCCAGGAUAGCAAAGCUACACAGUGAAACUCUGUAUUGAAAAACAAAAACCCAAACAGAACAACAACAAAACCAAAACAAAGUAAUAUAGUUGUAUCUUUUUCUUUCUACCGAUCUUAGUAUCAUUCAUGGAAAUACCUUUGACCUUCUGGAUCCACUGAAAAGGGACCCCUGAAGUCUGACUGAAGGUUAAAGAUCCUACUUUGAGAUCUCAUAGGCAGAAUGGUUAGGGACACCUGCACUUUCAAACUCACAUUAUAAAAUUAGAGAAAUUCAUGAAGCUGGCAGUAGGUAUUCAUUUGUAAAUACUUGAAGUUUGAAACACAUUAGCUGAGAAACAGAUCAUGGGGUCUAGUGGUCCCUUGCUCUCAAAGAAGUCUAUUCUAGUUGGAGAAUCAGGAAACUCCCGUUUAGAAAAUAAAUCCAUGUCAUAGUUUAAGGUAAAUGUUGGAAAUCGGGAUCUCCUAAUAAGAUGAAAGCUGAUUGAUGCCUGCCUGAUUGUGGCUUAGAGCACUCUAGUUUUAAAUUACAAAAGUUUACAUGAAAACUGGGCCAGUCUCUCAAGCCUUGUGUUCUAUGCAUACACCAGAUGUUAUUUUCAGGGCUGGAGGCUUGGCAUUUUUGUAGGUAGAAAGUUUAACUAGUGGCAAAAGACAGGGAUAAAACAUGAAGUAUUUAAAAAAUAUAUCCUAAACAGUUCUGUUUUUAAACAAAAGAAAGACAAGUUCCUAGAGUUUAGGGGCUUAAAGUGCUGUUGAUUUGGAGCUAUGUUAUAGUUGGGAAGUCAUGAAAUUUCUCCCUGAUUAAUUGCUUAAAGAGUUGAAAGAGCCUCUAAAUUUCCAGUACACUCACCCCUAAAUCACUCUAUUCAAGAAAAAGGAAUGAUUGGAUUGAUCUGCAGUUUGUGUUUGGAGGGGUUGUUGGAGAUAAACCUAUUUUAUCUUUUUUAAAGAUUCUUUUAGUAGGAUAAGGUGCUGACUGGUUCUUUUGUCCAUGGCAAUAAAUUUAUAAUGUACUGAUCAGUUUGUGAUAAAGGUAAGAGGUCACCUUGAUGGAGUGAUGGGUUAUUUUGUAUCCUAUUUCUUUUAGCCUACAUUUAAAGAAGACUAGUUUGUCCCUUGGACUAAAUUUUUUAAAUAGGACCAGUUAUUUAGUUUACUGUGGUUGAAUACAUUAAUUACUUUUAAGUAACAUUCUGUGCUGUGUUUACUAAAUAUCCACCGCAGUGCUGUACUCAGUAAAUGCUUGCUUAAGUUUUUUUUCACAUAGAUUAUGAAAUGGUCUCUGACUUUGAGAAUAAAUGCAGAUGAAGUGAGUUUAUUCCCCAGAAAGCUUUCCCUAGCCUCCCCUUCACAGUGUGUUAGCUAGAAAGCUGGAUUGUAAGCAGGUGACCAUUCGUGACCUUGUUAGGUACAGAAUUUGUAGUCUUUAGGUAGUGUAGACAUAUAGGUGGAAAAUUAGUCGUCAAUGAGUAGGGUUAUUUAAGACAAUGGGUAGGUGAUAUUCAUACUGAUUUUGAAGAUUAGUAUUUGAACUUUCUGAAGAAUUUGAACUAUCUCUUAGUAAUGUUAAUAAAGCCUAAGUAAGCCUAAGUCAGUGGAGUUGUCUUUCUAGUCGUGCUGGCAGUGUUCUUCUCUACCCCAACCCCAGUACUUUAAGCAGCCUCAGCCUGUCCUACAGCCUCUAAGUGAUUGGUUGUGGAUUUGAAAGCCCUGGAACUGUCCACGUGCUGUUUGACAAGGCUGAAGUUGAAGGGUUGAGCCAGGUCUGUUUCUUUUGUGAUCAGAUGUUAUUUUCCACGCAAUAUACCUAGUAUAUAAAGAAGAUCCUGCAUGGCCUAAGCAGAAAGAAAAGUUGGGCUGAGGGAGAAAUUAGAACUCUUUGUUUUCCUGGAACUCACUUACUCUUAAGAUAAUUAGAACCAUUCUUUACAUUGAUACCAUUAACAGUAAGAUUUUAUAACAUUCUAUUUUUCCUCAUAGAAAUUUAUUUAAUUUUUAAAAUGUGUGUGUGUGUUUGAAGCACUAUCGAUUAGAAGAUAACUUAAAGUAGUCAGCCCCUUCCUUUCCAGUGAUCUACCACAUCAGGCUUGGUGCCAUGUGCCUUUGCCUGCUGAACCAAUUGCAGACCUCCUUAUUGGAAUUUAUGCAGUUUUCUUCUGCACUGAAAUAUGAAAGAUUUGCUUGUGCUGUUUCAAAUUAGACAUAGAGAUGCUAAAAACUUCAUAAUUUUUGUAGGCAGUAAGCAAAAAUAAAGUGUAGUUAGUAACUAAGUGAGUAGAUUUCUGUCUUAAAAUUUGAGUCCUCUUCUGUUGGAAUAAUUUACAUGUGAAUUUUUCUUUCUUUCUUUUUUUUUUUGAGCACUUCUUGUCUAACAUUAUCUCUGUUGGGGGUGGGGGCAGUCUUGAUUAAGCUGUAGUUUCAACUUACUUCUAUAAAUGUUUUGUGUUCAGCCCAGGCUUGAGAAGGGAUUUAGUAGGAAGCUUUGCAGUAGAGAAUGUGUGCUGUGCAGUCUGUCAGUGUUUGGUUUAUUCAUAUCCUUUUAGAUAGGAGAGCAAAUGCUCUAGGUGUUUUCAUCGCUUUCCUGGACAGAUGGCUGAGGAGGAAGUACUUUGAUAGAUUCUCAGUGGGGGCUGGUACUUGGAGGGUGUGCUUGUGAUGAUUGACAGUUGAGAAUGCUGAGAAUAGUAUCAACUAUGGAAACAGCUUGUUCAUCUUACCUGGAUUUGUCUUGUGCCAAGACCUCUCAAGAUGUUCUGAGAUUUUUAUAUAACUGUCUGUUUUGGGAAUGUAGGUAAGAAUAGAUAUCAUUGAGGCUCAAAAGGUAUUCACCAAAAAACUGUUCAUUGCAGUCUUAUCUUGAAACCAGUGGCAAUUGUUGAAUGAACUUUGGCUUAGAAACUUGUAAACAUAAACCAUCUUUUAUAACUAGUAUGAGUUUGCAGAUGUUAUUAUCUGUAGUAAUUCCAGAUGUUUUCUCAUAUAUUAGUUUUACUGAGUAGGAGGAAAACUGAAAACAAUAUAAAAUAACUUCAAAGCAGCUUUAACAUUUAAUCCUGACUAAUUUAAUUAACUACCUAUCCUUGUAGUUUUUCCUGAUUUAUAGAUUAUGAAACUGAGAUAGGGGUUAGGAGUUGCUUAAGAUGUUCUGAGAUAUUAAAAGAUAGCCCAAAGCUUAAACUCAACCACUCAACUUUUAACUUGUCUUUUUGAGAGUAAGGUCUUUAUUUUGUCAUUUAGAAACUUAAUGCUUAGUAAUUUAAGAGACUUAAAAGGCUUAGAAACAUGUUUGAAAUGAGUUCCUUGGAAGAUUUUUGCUAUGAGAAUAUGUUUUUAAAUUCCACAUCUUAAAAAUCACUCAUUUUAGUGGGCACAAAGAAUUGUCUUUAUAAAUGGGAAGAAAAUAGCCUUGAAAAGUCAGCUUCAUUAUGCUCAGCUCUUUUUUUUUUUAAUUUUAUUUUUUGUAGACUGAAAUUCACCAUGCAGAUAUAACAACCUUUCAAUAUAGGUAUAGAAAAAUGCAGUAAGCUUCUGGUUGUUGAAAAACAUGUCCUUCAAUUGAGUUCUCAUCCCUUUGCUGGUUUCAUCUUAUUUCUAGUACUAGAGAUUUUUGGUGGUAGGGGUUUGUGUUCUGUAGAAGAGGGAGAGAGUUCUGAAGCUAUGGAAUUUUACUUUUGCCUCUGGUAAUUCAGAGGUAAUCUGAAAUCUGCUUUUAGGUAGCCUGCUUAUUAUAUUUAGUUAUAUUCUAAGAUUUUCCAGGUGUAUUUCCUAUAAAAGUUAAUUAUAGUUUUUAGAUUGCAGGUCUUAAAACUCUCUCCCUUGUGUGUGUGUGUGUGGGGGGGAGAGUGAGAGUUUAGAGAUUGGUAAAACCCAUGUGAGCUCGGGAAAGCAGUUUCAGAUUUUGAAAACUACUUUCAAAAUUACUCUUGGGCUGGGUGCUAGUGUGGUAGUGGCACAUGCCUUUCCAGCACUUGGGAAGCUGAUUGCUCUGAGUUCCAGGCCAACCUGGUCUAUAUAGGGAGUUCCAGGACAGCCAGGGAUACAUAAAGAAAUUCUGUAUUAAAAAAAGAAAGGGAGGAAAAAGGGAAAGAAAAUUAAAUUUGAACAUUACAAAAUAAAUUUACAUUUGCCUUUAGCUGUGUUAGCUGAAUUUGUCACAAUAAAUUGUAACUAACUUAAUUUUACAAUUCCCUUUGAGAAGGCAAUCGGGUGUUUAUUUUUAAGAUAAACCAGUGCAAAAGAUAUCUUUUAAGAUAUCUUUUAAAAGGUAGUAUUUCGAAUUGGAUUUUAUCUGCUUUUGGAUUGAAUAGCUAUAUCAGUGAUAUGUUUUCUAUUCUUGAAUAGAUACUGAAUCUUUUUUUUUUUUCCUUUAUUGUUGCUGGUUUGAAGAUAACCUUCCCUGUAGAAAUCUGUUUGCCUUUUUAUCUUUGACCUGACUUCAAAACUAGCUUUAGGGACUGUUCUUCUAUUCUUUUUCUCAUCCUUGAGAAGAGACUGCUAUAUUUUUGUAGAUUUAAUAGGACUAGUUGUAAGAUAGUACAGCUUCUUUAAGUCUUUGUCCUUGCUGACUAACCCGAGGUUUCCUUUUUGACUUAUUUAUUGACUUUCAAGAUAGUGUCUCAGUCUGUCCUUGAUAUGUGGCAGUCCUCCUGCAUCAGCCUCCCAAGUAGCUAUAAGUACAAAUGUGAGCCAUCACACCUGGCUGGGAUGUUAAUACUUUCAUAAGUUUUUGAAGAGAAAAAUAAAUUUUUUAGGAAACAAAUUUCUAUGAUGAAAUGUUUCUCUAUGGUCAUAGAUAUGCUAGAAAAAUCUUCUAGUAUACUAGGUGUUUAUAAAAGAACUAUAUAGGGAUCUGCAGAGAUGGCUCAGGUAAGAACAUUGGCUAUUCUUCCAGAGGAUCUUGGUUUGAUUCCAGCAUCCACAUGGCAGCUCUCAACUGUCUCUAACUCUUCCAGGGAAUCUGAUGCCCUCUUCUGACCUUCCCAGGCACCAGUCAUGCAUAUGAUGCACAGAUAAACAGGCAGGCAAAAACACCUAUACACAUGACAUAGAGAUUUUUAAAAAGUUAUUUUAUGUGAAGAUCAUAGAGCAACAUUAUUAUUGAUAAAAAGAAAAGAAUUUAAAAUUUUACUGUCAUGUAGUAAAAUUUGGAUUUAGUUGAAAUUUGAUUUAAUUCAAGUUAAGUCUUCAUGUGGGUUAUUCUGGCUGCUAACAAUAAGUUACAUCAGCUUUGUUGUUGUUUUUGUGUGUGUUUUUUGUUUUUUGAACAGGGUUUCUCUAUGUGGCCCUUGUUGUCCUAGAACCUGCUCUGUAAAUCAGGCUGGCUUCGAACUCAGAAAUCUGCCUGCCUCUGCUUCCCUGAGUGCUGGGAUUAAAGGCAUGCAGUAAUACUACCACUGGGCCCUACAUCAGCAAUUCUAAGGGAAUUGUAAUAUAACUCACAGAUCAAGCCUCACCUGUUGUGUGUGCAGUAGCUACUCAAGUUCAGCAUUCGUUAUGAGAAAUUAGUUGUACAGACUUACAUUCAUUGUCUUGAAUUAUAGAUUUUCAGUAUUUUUGUUUGAUUGUUUUAGAGCCUCAUUAAAAAUAUCUUUUCAGAUCUAAAAAUAUUUAAUGGUAUAUAUUUUGGCAGAUUGUCAGAUUUGAAGUUGUAUAUUCUACAUUUAAAUUUAAAAAAAGUAGAACCUUUGUUUUUUGUUCAGUUAUAAUGGCUAUUUAAAAAAAUUAAAGUAGUUAAUACUUGUGGAGUUUGCCUGUGACUGUUUAAUAGAAUUCGGAGGACUGGAGAGAUCACUCUGAAGACCCAAGUGUUCUCAGCCCACACCACAGGACUCAACAGCAGCCAAAAUCUUCAGCUCUAGGGGAUCUGAUGCCCCCUUCUGGACUCUGAAAAUACCUGAAUUCUCAAGAGCACAAUCACAUGCAAAUAAUUAAAAAUACAAAUCUUUACCCUCCACCCCAAAAGAAAAGGAAUGUUGUAAAUCUCAUUUGGGAUUAUUUAAAUAAAUACAUGCCAAAUUUGUAUUUUUUUCUAUUUUUUUUAUUGACAGUCUCAUUAGUUUUAAAACAAUAAAAUUUCCCAUCCUAGCUAGCAGUAAAUGCUAGUAUGGGAUUUUUUUUUUUUUUCACUUUGUGCUUUAGUACUAACCUUUAUUACAAAAUCAAAAGAAACUAGAAAGAAAUGUAAAAUGUGGGUGUUAAACUAGUUGUUCUCUGAAGAAAGUUUUACACUAAGAGGUCUGUAGAUCUCCGGGCGGUGGUGGCACACGCCUUUAAUCCCAGCACUUGGGAGGCAGAGGCAGGGGGAUUUCUGAGUUCGAGGCCAGCCUGGUCUACAGAGUGAGUUCCAGGACAGCCAGGGCUACACAGAGAAACCCUGUCUUGAAAAACAAAAACAAAAACAAAAGCAAAAACUAAAACAAAACAAACAAAAAGAGGUCUGUAGAUCUCAGGGCCUGGAUAGAUGGGUCAGAGGUUAAGAGUACUUGUUGUUUUUCUAGAAGAACUGUGUUUGAUUCCCAAAACCUAUGUGUGGCUCACAACCAUCUUAACUCCAGUUCCAAGGGAUCCAAUGCCUUCUGACCUCUACAGAUGAACAUGUUGCAGAGACAUAUAUGCAGGCAAAAAACACCUACAUACAAAACCCAAAUAUUUUUAAAAUGAGGUCUGUAAAUAUAAUUAUUUAUACUUAUAGGAGGAAGUGCUUCCUUAAUGUUUACAAAUUUUUCUUGACAGUUUGUGUACUUGUUCUUGUUUUGAAAAAUUAAUGUAUAGUGCUCAUAAUGACUUAUUUCUUUUAAAAUAUCAUUACUUUUUAACUGUAUAUUUUCUUGUUUAGAUUGUUGGCAGAGGCAUAGAAUUUUUGCAUCAGAUCUUGCUAUAAAUACAUGGAAAUAUGUAUUCAUGCUAAAUUUUCUUAAGUGAUUCAUGGCUUUUGAUUUCAUUCUCUAUAUAAUCAGCUUCUAGGGGAAGUUAUUUUUGAAACAAUAUUAAACUCUUAGUAAUUUGUAUGUUGCUAUUUGUGUCUAGUUUCCCACACAGGAAAGUAUCUUAUUCUGAUUGUGAUUUAAUGAUCUGCUGUGACUUUAAUGGUUAUUGGUUUCCAUUUAGAGACACAGUGCAGGAUUUAAGUUGAAGACUGGCAAAGUAGAAACAAUUUGAGAGAUUUUUGUUUCCCCAAAUAGGUCUGAACAAGUCUGAGUUUGUCAUAGAAGGAGUAAUAACAGGAAUGUUUAGCAUGUUACAGUUUUGAGAAUAUGGUCUCAUACAUUAUUUUAUUUUAUAUGAUGCUGAAAACCGAUUUUAGAUGUUCUCUUAAAAAUAGAGUAAAAUACUUGAGCCAUUUGGGCAUUGAGCCUUCUGGAUCAGUUUGCCUUGAUGCGUGGGAGUCACCAGGACCAGAUGUCCUCUCUUUUCCAUCUCUGUAGGUAUCAGGAUCUCUUAACACGUAGUUGAUAAAUUUUGGUCAGCUUUGAAAUUACAUUUGCUGUAGUAGAGAAAGACAAAUUAGUGUAAAAGUAAUAGGAGUUGAGUAGGUGGCCUGGUCCCAAAUGAUGAACUGCUAUUUAAAUUUUAUGUUUUGUAAUAGAUUUUAGUGCCCCACCUCCAUCCUCUCCCCACAGUGAUUGGGAUCUGACUCAGGCUCUUGUACAUAGUAGACAAGCAUUCUACCAGAGUCCUGACAACUUUUUAAAUUAAAAUAUGAUUUGUGCAAGUUCAUGAGUUGAUAGGACUGUUUUACCCCUUAAAACUUAAUUCAUGAGGGCUGGAGAGAUGGCUCAGUGGUUAAGAGCACUGACUGCUCUUCCAGAGGUCCUGAGUUCAAUUCCCAGCAACCACAUGGUGGCUCACAACCAUCUGUAAUGGGUUCUGAUGCCCUCUUCUGGUGUGUCUGAAGACACCUACAUUGUACUUAUAUAAAUAAAAUAAAUUUAAAAACAGCAAUUCAUGGGGCUGGAGAGAUGGCUCAGUGGCUAAGAGCACUGGCUACUCUUCCAGUGGUCCUGACUUCAGUUCCCAGCACCUACAUGGUGGCUCACAACCAUCUAUAAAGGGAUCUGAUGUCCCUUUCUGGCAUGCAGGUAUACAUGUACCAGAGCAUUCCAUACAUAAAAUUUAAAAAAAUUCAUGUUUUUAGAAAAGUAAUGAGUAUAUACAUAGUUGUUGUUUAGUAAAACCAAAAAAGGUCUUUGAAUAGAAAAGCAUUUUCAUAGCCAUUUUCCAGAUCUGUUUAGUGCAAAUGCUCUCAUAAUUACCUGAGUACUUGUCAGAACACAGUUACAAAUUUAUCAUUUUGAGGCUUUAUUCCUUACCCACUUUCUAUGCAUUUACCCUGCUCUUGCCUAUCUUUACUUCCUAACUGCUGCUGUUAGUAACCUGAUGCUUUUUUAGUUACCUCUUUUACGUACAUCCUUUUUUUUUUUUUUUUUUUUUGCCUUGGUAUUCUUUUUUUUUUUUUUAAAGAUUAUAUAUAAGUACACUGUAGCUAUCUUCAGGCAUACCAGAAGAGGGCAUCAGGUCUCAUUACAGAUGGUUGUGAGCCAUCAUGUGGUUACUGAGAUUUGAACUCAGGACCUCUAGAAGAUCAGUCAGUGCUCUUAACCACUGAGCCAUCUCUCCAGCUCCAUUGCCUUGGUAUUCUUGAAGACUCAAAAUGUUGUAUCUUGGCAUGCAUGCUUUUUUUUUUUUUUAAAUUUGUGAUAAUACUAAAGAGAUUUAAAAUUCUUUUAUUACUGUGUGUGUAUGAUGUGGGGCGGUACCUGUGUGUGGAGGUCAGAGGACAUUUGUGGACUCAGUUUUUUCCUUCCACCUUUAUGUAGGUUUCAGAGGUAUAACUCAGUUUCCAGGCUUGUGCAGCAAGUGCUUUCACCUUUUGAACCAUCUUGGUGACACUCAACAGGCUUUAAAUCUCAUACCUUAAAUUAGGUAUGCUUUUAUACCUUAUGUACUUAUAACGUAGGUAUAAAUUUUCUUUCUUUUUUUUUUUUUUUUAGGGUGCAUACUGAAUGUAUUCUCCUCUGAAGCCUCUUGAGCCAAGCCCCCACAAUUCACAUCAUCCUCAGCACCACUGUCCUCCAUGCCCUUACUACUGUGGCCCACUAAGCAGCUCUCAAAGCAUUUUACUGCUUUCCUAACACAAAGUCCCAAAGUCCACAUUCCACCAAACAAAACCAUGGUCAUGUCUAUCACAGCAAUACCCCACCCCUGGUACCAACUUCUGUCAUAGUUAGAGUUUCAUUGCUGUGAAGAGACAACAUGACCACGGCAACUCUUAUAUAGGACAACAUUUAAUUUGGGACUGGCUUAUGGUUUCAGAGGUUAGGUCCAUUAUCUUUGUAGCAGGAAAUAUGGCAGAGCACAGGCAGGCAUGGUGCUGGAGAAGUAUCUGAGAGUUCUGCAUCUCUAUCCACAGGCAACAGAAGGAGACUGCAUGCCACAGUGGGCAUAUCUUGAAUAUAUAUGACCUCAAAGCCUACCUCUAAAGUAACACACUUCUUCUAACAAGGCCACAACUCCUGAUAGUGCCACUCACUGUGGACCUAUGGGGGCCAAUUACAUUCAAACCAUCACACCUGGGUAAUCUCUACCUGGCUGUCCUGGAACUCACUCUGUAGACCAGGCUGGCCUCAAAAUUAGAAAUCCUCCUGUCUCUGUCUCUGCCUCUGCCUCCAGGGUGCCGGGAUUAAAGAUGUGCACCACCACGCCCGGCUCCAGUUAGAUUCUUUAGCCAAGUUUGUUCUACAGACUCAAAGCCAAAGGAGGUCUCUGUAUGGCACUGGGAGAAACUUGUUGCUUCUAGUGUGCAGGUCCAACAAAAGCCCCUGGGUCUGUUUGACUUGUUCAAGUGUCCACUGUGGAAGGUAUGUGAAUGGCCAUGCAAAAAAACAUUAUGAAGAUGCACAGAUACCCUUACUCAACCAUAAGAGAUCAGAAAAGCAGGAGAAAGCUCAGCAUACAGUGUGUAUGGAUUGCAGUAGCUACAGCACAUACUGUUAUCGCUGUGACGAUUUUGUGGUCAACGACACCAAGCUGGGCCUGGUACAGAAAGUGAGAGAACACUUACAGAACUUGGAAAACUCAGCCUUUACAGCGGACAGGCACAGAAAAAGAAAAUUAUUGGAAAACUCAUCACUAAACAGCAAGUUAUUAAAAGUAAAUGGAAGUACGACUGCCAUUUGUGCCACAGGCCUUCGAAAUUUGGGCAACACUUGUUUCAUGAAUGCUAUCCUUCAGUCACUCAGUAACAUUGAGCAGUUUUGCUGUUAUUUCAAAGAACUGCCUGCUGUGGAGUUAAGGAAUGGGAAAACAGCAGGAAGGCGAACAUACCACACCAGGAGCCAAGGGGACAGCAAUGUGUCUUUAGUAGAAGAGUUUAGAAAGACACUGUGUGCUUUAUGGCAAGGCAGCCAGACUGCAUUUAGUCCUGAGUCCUUGUUUUAUGUUGUCUGGAAGAUCAUGCCUAACUUUAGGGGUUAUCAGCAGCAGGAUGCCCAUGAAUUCAUGCGCUACCUUUUGGAUCAUCUACACUUAGAACUUCAGGGUGGCUUCAAUGGUGUUUCCCGCUCAGCAAUUCUACAGGAGAAUUCUACACUGUCUGCAAGUAACAAAUGCUGCAUAAAUGGAGCAUCAACUGUUGUCACAGCAAUAUUUGGAGGAAUUCUCCAGAACGAGGUCAACUGCCUCAUAUGUGGGACAGAGUCGAGGAAGUUUGAUCCAUUCCUAGAUCUCUCCUUAGAUAUUCCAAGUCAGUUCAGAAGCAAGCGCUCUAAGAAUCAGGAAAAUGGGCCAGUUUGCUCCUUAAGAGAUUGCCUUCGCAGCUUCACUGACCUAGAGGAACUUGAUGAGACAGAGUUGUAUAUGUGCCAUAAGUGCAAAAAGAAACAAAAGUCCACAAAGAAGUUUUGGAUUCAAAAACUUCCCAAGGCACUGUGCUUGCACCUGAAAAGGUUUCACUGGACAGCAUAUUUAAGAAACAAAGUCGAUACAUACGUUCAAUUCCCACUGAGAGGCCUGGACAUGAAGUGCUACCUACUAGAGCCGGAGAACAGUGGUCCAGACAGUUGCCUGUAUGACCUCGCUGCUGUGGUUGUACACCAUGGCUCUGGGGUUGGUUCUGGACAUUACACAGCAUAUGCAGUUCACGAAGGCCGCUGGUUCCAUUUCAAUGACAGCACUGUGACAGUGACUGAUGAGGAGACCGUUGGGAAGGCAAAGGCCUACAUUCUGUUUUAUGUGGAGCGUCAGGCCAGAGCUGGAGCAGAAAAACUGUAAUACCUCCUGACCAUGAGUCAUCAACUACACCGGACAACAUUUCCAUUUUCCAUAAAUACUUGAUCCAAGAGUCAAAUUUCAGUAUGCACUUUUCAAUUUCCAGUUUGGGGUUUAGUUUGGUCAGUGGUAGUGACUUACCCAACAUGAGCACCAACUAAUUUUUGUUGUUGUUCUACCAGAAAACCUCAGCAGGCAUUUUGAUUGGCUGCUUUAGUUGUAAUAAUUCAAUUUUUAUAUGUAGUUUCCAGAACUUAGUUCUGUUUGACUUUUUAUAUUAAUGUUUUCAGUUCUCACCGAGGCACAUUUGCAUUUGCUCUAUACUCACAUGCUGAGAGCCACCCUGACUGCUGUCUUCAUAGCAGCCAGGUCAGCGACUCCAUCGUGAGGAUCGUGUGUGCAGGUCUGUGGCCCACCGGUUUCACAGUGACUGCUCAGGAAUUCCUUCCGACUGCAGACCAGGCCGUCACCACUGCUGUGUCUCAGGGUUGCUGUGCCUCAGCAUUAAAUAACUCUGCCAGUCCCGUUGCACCUGUGCUAGAGUUCCAGAACUGCUCCAUUUCUUGUCUCUGGUCUUCUUUUAAUAUUUUCUUGGGGGCAGACAGGCUAGGAACACUGACAAGUGCAAAUACGUGUUUAAAAGCCCUGCGAUUCAGCUGCAUGGUAGAGGUAUGUCCUGUGGGUGGAUCUGUCUGACCAUCAGAGGUGAGGUCUUACCCCCCAGACCUGACUUCCAGGCAGAAGUGGAGUCAUAGAAGCUCUGGGUUUUAAUUCACUCCCUGCCUGAAGCAGAACCAGGUGAAAGUAUAUGUCUCUGAACAAGAAUAGUUUUUAUUAAAUUCAGUAGCUUAAAAAAUACUGUUCACAGAAAUAGGUUAGAAGCACUAUUUGGACCAUUUAAAGAAGGCAGCUAGUGGCAAAUGCUGGAGGCCAGUGAUUCGGUUUGCAGGUAUUGAAACCUUUAAGUCAGAGUGUACAACUCCAACACAGCCUGUUCCACAUCCACCUCCUCGAGGGACAAAAUGCACUUCAUGCAGACUUUUUACUAAUAUUUUUUCUAUUACAAGUAAGUUUGGUAGCUUUCCUUGUCCAGUGAAGUUGAUGGAGACGUGGCUCAAUUCCACAUUAAUAUUAGCUACAGAAAUCUUCAUUCCCUCAGAACAGAAAUUACAUUCUGGAUCAGUACCUUAAUACACUAACUUGAAUCCCUCAGUACAAUGACCGUAUGACUAGUGUGUCCUUGGUCACACUAGUUAUGUCAGGGCUGGGUACAGGACAGUGCAGGGCAAGUACCUUUCCAUAGGGUUCUCUUGCACAACACAGGUCUAAAUUUUAUGCAGAACAACAAAGCUGUGACAUGUGUAAGCACUACAACUUAGAUUUAGUGCAGGAAGAGGAAGUGUGCUGAGUUCCAUGAGGUAGAGGCAUGUGCAGCUCUAGUUCUGCUGGUUUGAGCCACAGAUCGAGGGUCGAAUGAUUUGCUCUAAUAUAUCAGAACUGUGAUAACAUCACAGCUAAGCCUAAAUGAGUCUCAUCUAACGUUGCACACAGCUCCCACUAAUCCAGGCUCCUCUGGCAUUUAUAUCUUUGCCUCUGACUGGGCAACUGUAAUGACUUACACAGUACGCACACAGAGCUGGCACUGUCAAGCCAGGUGGAGCAGCAGCAGCAGACUGGGCCGCUCUGUGGGGAGAGUGGUCAUUAGGCAACACUUUGGCAUACAAGGGAAUGAAUCAUCUCUGGAAUUUUUGUAGCAGCUUUAUUGCUUGGUUUUACUUAAGCAGCAAUGGCUGAGUGACACCAUGAAGACUCUUUGAGAAAGUGACUGCACCCAUAUGCAGUGCCCAUCUGAACACCCAUGAUGAAGUACAUGUGCCUAUUUGUUUUAAAUCUAGCCUUACUGCACCGGUUACAGGCUUCUCUCUGUACUGUCUAGGGCUUUCCCACGUGUGUUCUAACCUGCAUGCAACUUUUGCUCAGAGCGUAUGCUGAGGCAGGGCCUCAUGCAUAUCCUGUCCUGUCAGCCCAUGGCAACAGGAAACUCCAAGUCCUCCCACACAGGUGGGGAUAGAAACAGUUUGUGGCAACACAAGUCUCUCCAUGGUGGAGAACUCUAAGCUUAUCCACUGUAUUCUACUCAGUGUGUAGUGGCAGAUGAUGUAAUUAAACCAGUCAUAUGCGCUGGC